CCUGUACUGUCUGCAGUCUCUGGUCAUCCCCUGUACUGUCUACAGUCUCUGGUCAUCCCCUGUACUGUUUGCAGUCUCUGGCCAUCCCCUGUACUGUCCGGAGUCUCUGGUCAUCUCCUGUACUGUCUGCAGUCUCUGGUCAUCCCCUGCACUGUCCGCGGUCUCUGGUCAUCCCCUGUACUGUCUGCAGUCUCUGGUCAUCCCCUGUACUGUCUGCAGUCUCUGGUCAUCCCCUGUACUGUCUGCAGUCUCUGGUCAUCCCCUGUACUGUCUGCAGUCUCUGGUCAUCUCCUGUACUGUCCGCAGUCUCUGGUCAUCUCCUGUACUGUGUCCUCCUUCUCUGGUCAUCUCCUGUACUGUCCGCAGUCUCUGGUCAUCUCCUGUACUGUCCGCAGUCUCUGGUCAUCUCCUGUACUGUCCGCAGUCUCUGGUCAUCUC
Molecule: messenger RNA, 438 nt
Organism: Staurois parvus
Lineage: Eukaryota; Metazoa; Chordata; Amphibia; Anura; Ranidae
Source: the annotation of a GenBank genome assembly